CAAAGCAGCAGUUCGAUAUGAGUGGACGCGGCAAAGGAGGUAAAGGACUCGGGAAAGGAGGCGCCAAGCGCCACCGCAAAGUGCUUCGUGAUAACAUCCAGGGCAUCACCAAGCCCGCCAUCCGCCGCCUGGCUCGCCGUGGCGGAGUGAAGCGUAUUUCCGGUCUGAUCUACGAGGAGACCCGCGGAGUCCUGAAGGUCUUCCUGGAGAACGUGAUCCGUGAUGCCGUCACCUACACCGAACACGCCAAGAGGAAGACCGUCACCGCCAUGGAUGUGGUCUAUGCCCUGAAGAGACAGGGUCGCACCCUGUACGGCUUUGGCGGUUAAGCGCCCAACCACCUGAAACAUCUUUUUAACCCAACGGCUCUUUUAAGAGCCACACACACAACUCUGAAGAGUUAAUUCAUUCCCAUGUCGUUAUGGCAUUUCAGAAGUGAUAUUAAUUUUUGGGUGUUUUAUCAACAUUGCUGCCAAAACAGCGGCUGUGGGCUUAACUGAAACUGCUAGGAAAUAAAGCCCCCUGAGGCAAAUUUGGGAUAUUAGCUGUUAAAAUUUACUCAAAGCUGAAGGUGACACGUCAAUCUGAAUUCAUGCAGUUUCGACGCAUAUCGUUUUCCCGCCGUUUUCAGUGGGUCAGGCGCGGUGGUUUUCUGCAUGUCUACAGUAAAACGGCCGCGGCUAACUACUGUUACCACUGUUCAGAUACAGGCCAACGUGAAUGCCGCAUGAAACGCGGGGACCCCUGCCAGCAAGUUGAAUCGGUACAUCCGAAGGCGCCAUUACUUUGUGGGAUUCACUUACCUGGAACAUUGAGCAUGUAUCAAGAGAAAGGGGACCCCUGUUUAAGAGCGCUAAAUCACAAUUUUUUUAAGGAUUAAAAGGUUUAUUUGU
Molecule: messenger RNA, 893 nt
Organism: Lampris incognitus (smalleye Pacific opah)
Lineage: Eukaryota; Metazoa; Chordata; Actinopteri; Lampriformes; Lampridae
Product: histone H4
Exons: 1
Coding region: 18-329 (103 amino acids)
Biological process (GO): nucleosome assembly
Cellular component (GO): nucleosome
Molecular function (GO): protein heterodimerization activity; structural constituent of chromatin; DNA binding
Source: RefSeq, a predicted model, not a curated record